Molecule: messenger RNA, 1235 nt
Organism: Lotus japonicus
Lineage: Eukaryota; Viridiplantae; Streptophyta; Magnoliopsida; Fabales; Fabaceae
Product: putative 12-oxophytodienoate reductase 11
Exons: 4
Coding region: 39-1184 (381 amino acids)
Molecular function (GO): FMN binding; oxidoreductase activity
Source: RefSeq, a predicted model, not a curated record
GUGAGUGAUUGUGACAGUACAGUGGGAAGUAGAGAAGGAUGACCAUGAUAGAAAAAGAAGAAGAGAACAAGAAGAUGCAAGUGGUGGAGGAGACAAAAGAUGUGAUACCUCUCCUCACCCCAUUGAAGAUGAGAAAAUUCAAUCUAUCCCACAGGAUAGUUCUGGCACCGUUAACAAGAACAAGGUCUUACAACUUCGUGGCUCAGCCACAUGCUGCUCUCUAUUAUUCUCAACGAGCAACAAAAGGUGGCUUCUUGAUUGGGGAAGCUUCUGGUGUGUCAGACACAGCACAAGGGUACCCAAAUACACCUGGCAUUUGGACAACAGAACAGGUGCAAGCAUGGAAACCAAUUGUAGAAGCUGUUCAUAAAAAGGGGGGCAUAUUCUUCUGCCAACUCUGGCAUGCAGGGAGAGUAUCCAACUAUGGUUUCCAACCAGAUGGGCAGCCUCCAAUCUCAAGCACAAACAAGGCAGUUCAAAAGGAAGGUAGCAGCACUAAAUACCCACCUCCUCGCCCUCUCACAACCGGCGAAAUCCCAAAGGUUGUCCAUGACUUCAGAAUGGCAGCGAAAAAUGCCAUAGAAGCAGGCUUUGAUGGAGUGGAGAUACAUGGAGCCAAUGGAUACUUGCUAGAACAGUUCCUAAAGGACAAGGUGAAUGAUAGAGAUGAUGAGUAUGGAGGUACUUUACAAAACCGUUGUCGCUUCCCGCUAGAGGUGAUGAAGGCAGUGGUUGAUGAGAUUGGAGCUGACAAAGUCGGUGUGAGGCUUUCCCCUUACGCUGACUACUGUGAUUGUGGAGACUCUAACCCUCAAGCAUUGGGCAUAUACAUGGCUCAGGCACUGAGUCAACUCAGCGUUCUCUAUUGCCAUGUAAUUGAACCAAGGAUGAAAACAAUGUUUGAUAAGUCUGAUUCCAAUAAUGUGUCCCUGAUGCCAAUGCGGAAGGCCUUCACUGGAACUUUCAUUGUUGCUGGCGGGUACAAUAGGAGUGAAGGAAACAGAGUGAUAGCGAGUGGUGGCGCAGAUUUGGUGGCUUAUGGACGCUUGUUUCUGGCAAAUCCAGAUCUGCCUAGAAGGUUUCAGCUGGAUGCUGAGUUGAACGAAGCUGAUAGAAGCACUUUUUACACCACUGAUCCUGUUAUCGGAUAUACAGAUUAUCCAUUUCUUGAAAAUACAAACUAGAAAUGCUUAUUGGUUAUACUAAUUACAAACCUGCUAUGCAGAUUAUCAUUA